This is a messenger RNA of Thermochaetoides thermophila DSM 1495, 1893 nucleotides long. RefSeq lists its product as uncharacterized. Gene Ontology annotation, cellular component: small-subunit processome. The coding region runs from base 1 to 1893 and encodes 630 amino acids. Lineage: Eukaryota; Fungi; Ascomycota; Sordariomycetes; Sordariales; Chaetomiaceae. The transcript has a single exon. Gene Ontology annotation, molecular function: snoRNA binding; protein binding. The record is from RefSeq and is a predicted model, not a curated record.
AUGUCGUCAUUUUUCACUGCUCCAGCCUCAGAAAAGAAGAGGAAGCGUGCAGCCACUGCCGAUGCGCCGAAAAAGCGGCUCGCAACCACCAAAUCGUCAUCAAAAUCUGGGUCCAAGGCCCCCACCAAGGCCGCGGCUCCCGCAUCCAAGAAGAAGGCCAUUGAGCGCGAUGAAUCGAUAUCUGGCAGCGAUCUCGACAGCGAUCUGAGCGGCGAUGACGAGUUCAUCGAGCGGAGAAGUUCUGAUGCCGGCUCGGGCGACGAGUCUGAGAAGGAAGGUGAGACGGCGGCCGAGAAGCGUUUGAGGCUGGCCCAGCGCUACCUUGAGAAAACGCGCAAGGAAGUCGAGCAGUUGGACGAAUACGCCUUCGAUGCCGAGGAGAUCGAUCGCGACCUACUCGCCGAGAGGCUCAAGGAGGAUGUUGCCGAAGCUAAGGGCAAAGUAUACCGCAGACUGGCCUCAGAGCUGGCCUUCGACAAAGCCACAUACACUCAGUUUCGUUGGAACUCGGGCACCGUCACAUCCGUCGCCGUGUGCCCUCCUUACGCCUACACAACGACAAAGGAUGGUUACCUCACAAAGUGGAAGCUGCAGGAUCUUCCCAAGAACCAGUGGCCCCAGACAACCAAGAAAAAGCCCAAAAAGCCCCCUGCGCCGCCGAAGAAGCGCCCCGAAAGGAUAUGCUUCGCCAAAGCUGACGCCCGAAAAGCCAACGACAAAACUUAUCAAGGCCAUCUCAAGGCCCCUCUCGUCGUCAAGGCCUCCCAAGACGGCAAAUUCGUCGUAACCGGCGGUGCCGACAAGCGCCUGGUAGUCUACAACGCCGCUGACCUCAAGCCCAUCAAAGCUUUCACACAACAUCGCGACGCCGUAACAGGCCUUGCCUUCCGCCGUGGCACGAACCAACUUUAUUCCUGCUCCAAGGACCGCACCGUCAAGGUUUGGUCUCUCGACGAGCUUGCCUACGUAGAGACCCUCUUCGGCCACCAAGACGAAAUCCUUGACAUCGAUGCCCUCGGCCAAGAGCGCUGCGUCAGUGUCGGCGCGCGCGACCGGACCGCUCGCUAUUGGAAGGUCCCUGAAGAAUCUCAGCUUGUCUUCCGCGGCGGCGGCGAGGGCGGCAGCAGCAACACCAAGAAGCAUAAGCUCCCUCCUGGGAUGGAUCCAGCCUCUGCCGCGCACGAGGGCAGCAUGGACCGCGUGGCCAUGAUUGACGACGACAUGUUCGUUACCGGCAGCGAUAACGGUGACCUGGCGCUGUGGAGCAUCCAGCGCAAGAAGCCUCUACACGUUAUUGCUCGGGCACACGGUCUCGAGCCGCCGAUUAAGUUGGAGGAUUACUCUGCUGAUGAGAUUCCUGAUCCGAGUAUCAUUCCUGCACCGCAGCCGCGGGGUAUUACCGCGCUGCGGACGCUGCCUUAUUCGGAUUUGAUCUUCAGCGGUAGCUGGGACGGUUGCAUCAGGGUGUGGCGGUUGAGCGAGGACAAGCGGAAGCUUGAGGCUGUUGGCAUCCUCGGCGUGGGCAGCGAGACCUGCGAAAACAGCACAAAUAUCUCUAACGGUGCAACUAGUAAUGGCGAGUCCUCCUCCACAUCCUCCUCCACAACCCUCGCUGCGCAAUCCUCAUCCUCAUCCUCACCACCGCCUAGCCAACCUAAGGACCUAGUCCGCGGUAUUGUAAACGACAUCGCCCUCUUUGAGCGGGGCGAGCGUGGCCGCGAUGGUCUGUGUGUGGUGGUCGUCACGGGCAAGGAGAUGCGGUUCGGUAGGUGGAAGUACAUGAAGGAGGGGCGUUGCGGAGCAGUGAUUUUUGAGGUCCCUAAGGUGGAAAAGAAGAACAAGAGGAAGAAUGAGGACAAGAAAGAGGAGGUUAAUGGGGUUUAUAAGGAGUAG